UGCUGUGUACUCUCUCUCUCUCUCUCUCUCUCUCUCUCUCUCUCUCUGUGUGUAUGAUAGGUGAAAGUAACAAGACGGCCGACUACUAGUGAAGACUGCCUAUGAAAUUAUACAGAGAAAUGUGAACCAGUUUUAAUACCAAAAUUAAACUUAGAAAAUAGGAAAAUCAACAGAUAUUCAAGUCAUACAAAACUAUCGGAACUCAGAAGCAUUACUACAUAUGAGCUCUAACUCUCUAGCACAUAAAUUUGGAAGAUUGGAAACACAAUACAUGUAAUGAGAAAGACCAAUUGUAAUGUUGUUGUUUCUUGAUCAAUAUUUCAUCCUGAAAUCGUCUACAAUAGUUUGAAAAAAAAGAUACAUCCUUUAGACAGCUAAGUGGUCUGGUGUGGGUAAGAGGAGAGGAUGGCAUGGCCACAUAGUGACAGAAAAUACUCCAAACAUUAUAGACUUGGGAAGUGCCAGUCAAGUCAGUGAGUCAAGUGUAGUGUAGAGCUGACCGUAGUGAUCACAAUAAGCUGCCUGCAGUCAUGAUAUCAAAAUGAGAACAGUCACACCAUAACGUUUAGGAUACUAGAGUGAGCACAUUAAGCUGACCACAGUGACAUCAUAAAGUUGACUACAUUGAUCCCAACAAACUGAUAACAGCAACACUAUAAAGUUGACUGAAGUAAUCCCAAUAAUCUGAUUACAGUGACACCAAAAAGGUAGACUACAGUGAUCACACCAAAUUGACUGCAGCAAUCUCACCAAGCUGACUACACCAACGUCAGAAACUUAACUACAAUGAUUCCACCACAAAGACUGGGGUGAUUUCACAAAGUUGACUGCACUCAUCCUACCAAAUUGACUGCAGUGAAUCUAUCAAGUUGACUGCAGUGAUUCCAUCAAGUUGACUGCAGUGAUCCCAUCAAGUUGACUGUAGUAAUCCCAUCAAGUUGACUGUAGUGAUCCCAUCAAGUUGACUGUAGUGAUCUCAUCACGUUGACUGCAGUGAUCUCAUCACGUUGACUGCAGUUAUCCCAUCAAGUUGACUGUAGUGAUCUCAUCACGUUGACUGCAGUGAUCUCAUCACGUUGACUGCAGUGAUCCCAUCAAGUUUACUGCAGUGAUCUCAUCACGUUAACUGCAGUGAUCUCAUCAUGUUGACUGUAGUGAACAACAAGUUCACUGCAGUGAUCCCAUCAAGUUGACUGAAGUGAUCUCAUCAAGUUGACUGCAGUGAUCCCAUCAAGUUGACUGCAGUGAUCCCAUCAAGUUUACUGCAGUGAUCCCAUCAAGUUGACUGAAGUGAUCUCAUCAAGUUGACUGUAGUGAUCCCAUCAAGUUGAUUGCAGUGAACAACAAGUUGACUGUAGUGAUCCCAUCAAGUUGACUGUAGUGAUCCCAUCAAGUUGACUGCAGUGAUCCCAUCAAGUUGACUGUAGUGAUCUCAUCACGUUGACUGCAGUGAUCCCAUCAAGUUGACUGUAGUGAUCCACCAAGUUGACGGCAGUGAUCCCAUCAAGUUGACUGCAGUGAUCCCAUCACGUUGACUGUAGUGAUCCCAUCAGGUUGACUGUAGUGAUCCCAUCAAGCUGACUGCAGUGAGUGAUCCCAUCAAGUUGAUUGCAGUGAGUGAUCAAUCCAAGCUGACUGCAGUGAGUGAUCCCAUCAAGUUGACUGCAGUGAUCCCACCAAACUGACUGCAGUGAUCCCAUCAAGAUGCCUCGAACACUCAACGACUUUCUCUACUUUCUAAACUCUCUCAGUGGCUCUCAAAGUAGAAUUGAAGAUUGUUCUUCAGCUGUGGACGAAACUCUAUUUUACCAGUUUUCUUUGAUCCCAGCAUUCUGCCUAACCCUGAUGAUGGCUCUCACAAAACAACGAACGCAAACAUGGACCAGUUUCUUCAAAGGCCGCCCUGCAUUAAUUUAUCCUAUGGAUACUUUGACAAGACUGUCCAGGUUGUCUUACUGUGCAGCUUUCGGGGCCACGGCGUUUUUGGUUUAUCAAAUCACACUUCAAAGACAAUUAGCGAUCAACUACGAAGGACCAAUUUCAUUAACAUCAUUGAUCGCUUUAUUGUCCAUGCUGAUUUACGGGAUGGUGUUCUUCCCCAUCUUCGCCUGCCUGGCCCUGAGAACAGCUUUCGGAUACGCGCUUGGAUCGCUGUACGUCUGGGUUUUCUUCAUCAUUGAUGUUAUGAGUCUCAUCUAUUGCGCCAGCGAAACACAGGAGAUAAUGAGAUUUCUUCCCAGUGUGCUCUGCAGGGCCUUCCUCUGUAUCUCUUUGCCAGUCAAGUUUGUCUGGGCAUUCAAGAAAGGGAAUUACUUUGUUAAUGUCAACACCGGAAACAGUUUGGAGAGAACGCUGGAGCAAGUCCGUGACUCUUACCAAGGUCGACAUGUCCGAAACCUGCUGAGGAAAACGGAACGAAAAGCAGAGCCUGUCAGCAUUGUCAGCAAAAUAAAUGCUUGUUUCUUCGAGCAAUUCUGGCGACUAUUCUACCACAGACAAAAAGGUUAGUAGUUAUCUUCUACAUUGUAACACUUUGUUAAUGGACAUUAAGUGGGGUUGACGUUAUUUCAAACAUUCGUUAAUAUUAUGUUGAGGAGUAGUAGAAUUACGUCUGCUAUACAGAUUAA
Messenger RNA from Biomphalaria glabrata, 2627 nucleotides. RefSeq names its product stimulated by retinoic acid gene 6 protein-like. NCBI's taxonomy places the organism in Eukaryota, Metazoa, Mollusca, Gastropoda, Planorbidae. The record is from RefSeq and is a predicted model, not a curated record. Gene Ontology annotation, molecular function: signaling receptor activity; retinol transmembrane transporter activity. Bases 1705 to 2508 code for a protein of 267 amino acids. The transcript is spliced from 10 exons.